GGCGCGGCGCCGGCAGCGGCAGGAGCGGGAGGAGCGGGAGGAGCGGCGGCACCGGCGGCACCGGCGGCACCGACCAGCCCGACCCAGCCGCGCGUCCCGCUCCUGCUCAGCGCGCAGUUCCCGUCCUGCCCCGCGUUCCGGCGCUAUGGCGGCGCUGUGCCGGUGGCUGCGCGCUCCGCCGGUCGCCACGCGCUGGGGCCGCGCGAUGUGCGUGUCCGCCGCCAACCCCCGCCCGCCGCCGCCGCCCCCGCCGUCCUGCCCCGCCCCCCCCGGCGGACACCGGCUGCUGGCCGCCGCUCUGGGCGCCGGGACGGCGGCGCUGCUGCUGCUGUGGUGCCGGGAAGGCCGCCGUCCCGCGCUGCUCGCCGCCGUGCCCGCCCCGCCCGCCCCGCCGCCCGGUUCGCCCCGCGCCGCCUUCAACUUCAUCGCCGACGUCGUGGAGAAGACGGCGCCCGCCCUGGUCUACGUGGAGAUCGUGGGCAGGCACCCAUUCUCAGGCCGUGAGGUGCCCAUCUCGAACGGUUCGGGGUUCGUGGUGUCUCCUGAUGGGCUCAUUGUGACCAACGCUCACGUGGUGGCCAACCGGCGCCGUGUGCGGGUGAAGCUGGCCAGCGGGGAGCAGUACGACGCUGUGGUGCAGGACGUGGACCAGGUCGCAGACAUUGCCACCAUCCGGAUCAAGCCUAAGGUGCGGGGCACUUUGCCCAGGGGCUCCCUUCCUCUCCCGCCUUCUGCUUACCCGGUUCCUCUCUUCCAGCACCCGCUGCCCACGUUGCCCCUCGGCCGCUCCUCUGAGGUGCGGCAGGGAGAGUUCGUGGUGGCCAUGGGCAGCCCCUUCGCCUUGCAGAACACCAUCACGUCCGGCAUUGUCAGCUCCGCGCAGCGCGGCAGCCGGGAGCUGGGCCUGACCGCCUCCGACAUGGAGUACAUCCAGACGGACGCCGCUAUCGACUUUGGGAACUCUGGUGGUCCCCUCGUCAACUUGGAUGGCGAAGUGAUUGGGGUGAACACUAUGAAGGUGACAUCAGGCAUCUCCUUUGCCAUCCCCUCAGACCGGCUGCGGAAGUUCCUGCAGAAGGAGGAGCAGCGCAAAAGCUCCUGGUUUGGCAACGCGGAGACGAAGCGCCGUUACAUCGGGGUGAUGAUGCUGACUCUCACACCCAGCAUCUUAGCUGAGCUGAAGCUGCGUGACCCCAGCUUCCCUGAUGUCUCCUAUGGAGUGCUAAUCCACAAAGUGAUCAUCGGUUCUCCGGCCCAUCAGGCAGGCCUGAAGGCUGGCGACGUGGUGCUGGAGAUUAACGGCCAGGCGACGCGCCGUGCAGAGGAUGUGUAUGAGGCAGUGAGGACUCAGCAGAGCUUGGCCCUGUUGGUGCGGCGCAGCUACGACACUUUGCUGGUGAGCGUGGUGCCCGAGGUCACAGAGUAGUUGUGCUGCAGCGCAGGCCGCUCUGUCUGCUGGCUGAUGGUGCUGGCCAGGAGCCGGGCACGCAGGACUGAGGCACAGCUGUGUGCCCAUAGGGGAGAGACUGGGAGCUCGCAAGGGCCUGGAGGGGCCCGGCAGGGGGCCCGGCACUGGGACAGACCUGGUGUGAAAGCACUCCCCUCCUUACUCAAAUAAAGCACUUUUCUAAGUGCA
Molecule: messenger RNA, 1636 nt
Organism: Coturnix japonica (Japanese quail)
Lineage: Eukaryota; Metazoa; Chordata; Aves; Galliformes; Phasianidae
Gene: HTRA2
Product: HtrA serine peptidase 2
Biological process (GO): programmed cell death; positive regulation of apoptotic process; proteolysis
Cellular component (GO): mitochondrion
Molecular function (GO): protein binding; serine-type endopeptidase activity
Source: RefSeq, a predicted model, not a curated record